AUGUACGACAACGAAGCCCGUGGAAAAGAUUUGGAACUAAACUUGCUCGAUUUUCGAAUCAAACAAGUAGCUGAAUUUUAUACGUUUAAAGACUGGCCUAUGUGGCCUAUAUUCCCGUUACGUAGGAUCAUAGUUUCCCAUAAUUUUCCUGUUAUUAUUACAGGAAUUAGGAGAAACGGAAAUUUAUCGUUUUACAAAGAGGGUGGUAAGGAAGAUGUUGAUAAUAAUUAUGGAUGGCGGCAUGCCAAAAUAGGUUAUAACUUUUUCGAGGAUUUAAUCGUGCAGAAGAGGAAGAUUCAUGGAAUUAAUCGAAAGGGAGAGAUUUUCAGGAUCAAUGAAUCGAAGAUGAAAGCGAUAAAAUUACAUGUUCCGCUGUGUGGGAAGACGCCUGAGUAUUGGCAAGGAGAUCUUAAAUAUCUGGUGGAGUGCUGCGGGAAGAUUUAUGUGGUGAAUCGAUGGGUGGAUGAGAGUAAAGAAAAAUUAGAAGUUUAUAAGUUGGACGAAGAAAAGAGAAGAUGGGUUUAUGUGGAUAAUUUGGGGAAGUAUUCAUUUGUUUUGAGGAGAGAAUUUUCAUUCUGUGUUGAUGAAGGAGUUAAAAGGAAUUGUAUCUACUUUAAUAGGGUUCAAGGUUUGCGGGGGAUUUACUCUAUUGAUGCUCUAUUUGAUCUUAAAGAUGGAAGGUGUAUCAAUUUGUUAUAA
Cucumis sativus (cucumber) is the source of this 699-nucleotide messenger RNA. Its product is annotated as putative F-box protein At1g65770. The record is from RefSeq and is a predicted model, not a curated record. Bases 1 to 699 code for a protein of 232 amino acids. Lineage: Eukaryota; Viridiplantae; Streptophyta; Magnoliopsida; Cucurbitales; Cucurbitaceae. The transcript has a single exon.